GAUAAGAGAAGGUCGACUACAAGAAGUUGGUUAAUGCCUUGUUCGAGAAUACAGAAUGGUUUGCCAUGUAAUGCGAGGCCAAGUCAGCAAGGACUUUGUUGAGGGCUGCAGAGCCUUACUCUUGGAUAAGGAUAAGAACCCAAAGUGGGAGCCUCCUAGAUUGGAGCUUGUCACUGACAAGAUGGUAGAAAGCUACUUCUCCAAGGUGGAUGAUGAAGACUGGAAAGAUCUAAAGCUGCCCCCCAGAUCAAACUUGCCUGUAUCUGCAAUUGCAAAGCUGUAACUCUCGGCAUCGCAGAUAUUUUCACUAUCAA
Eucalyptus grandis is the source of this 314-nucleotide messenger RNA. RefSeq names its product probable 3-hydroxyisobutyryl-CoA hydrolase 2. The record is from RefSeq and is a predicted model, not a curated record. NCBI's taxonomy places the organism in Eukaryota, Viridiplantae, Streptophyta, Magnoliopsida, Myrtales, Myrtaceae. The transcript is spliced from 3 exons. Gene Ontology annotation, molecular function: 3-hydroxyisobutyryl-CoA hydrolase activity. Gene Ontology annotation, biological process: L-valine catabolic process. The coding region runs from base 56 to 283 and encodes 75 amino acids.